GACUAGAUGUAGAGUUUGUUUCAUGUCUUCCUACUUCAUCCCCUUCCUAGUACAUAUACAACUUGUACUACCUCCUUCCUUACUUCUUUCUUACAACUCCUCAACUCCCACAAACUCCCAUUCAACUACGCUAUCAUCUAGUGUUUAAAAGACGGACCACCUUGUCGUCCAAUGAAAAAGAAUUCCACCUAGUCGUAAAAGAAGUACGAAAGGAGUACUUAUUAUAGGUACUUAGCUCUCCCAUAGAUAAGCAUAACUUCACCACCCAAAAAACCUCCACAAAAUGGACGCUCUGGGAGGACUCCUGCGAACAGCCUAUGGCGCGUUCAUUACGCCAAGAAUGACAGCAUUUGGUCGAGUCAAUGUCAUCAAAGCAGGAACUUUCUGCCGUACAUUUACUUAAAUGUUCACUUUCAAUAGCCUCUGAACAACUUGAUUUGUGAAAAUUCAGUGAGCAGUGGAUUCAUCCAGCAUAAUCACAGAUUUCCUACGAAGAUCAGGACCUUGUGACGAAGAUACAAGAACGAAUUGCUUUUUCACUCAGCAAUUUAAUCCUUAUCAAACUCCUACAGGCACAGUAGUAUGGCCAUGCUGCGUCCCAUUGCUGCUGCAUCAGUACAUCCGCGGACGCGAUAGGGAUUUCUAUGCCCUCGAACUAUUGGCGUACAAAGCAAAAGCAGAGAGAAUUUCCGAUUACUUUGACUGCAAGAAAGGAGGUACUUACGACAUAAGUUCAAAAAGUUGUUGAUGACUUCGUUUUUUCUAUCAUCAGUUUAAGUUGUAGAUCACGUCAUAGUAGACUUGCGUGACUCCUCUGGAUUCACAAUUAUAAUCUUGUACGUUUCAUCAACAUCGUGAUGUUGAUCCAACAGAAAAUGCAAUGGACUUCAAUCUCCCUCCCUAUCCUUCCUCCUCAACAGUCGUCGGCGGUCACUGGAGGAUGCAGAAGGACAUGGAAAUAAUUUUUAAUGGCGUGAACGGAAAAUGAGGGCACUUCUGCGUCGAUGAAGUCCGUGGCCGCGUCUAAAACAUGCACAUUUUUGGAGAUCCGAAUCGAUGAUGAUGGGUUGUGGGAAAAAUCAAGAUUCAUCUCCAUUCUAACAAGUUUUCCAGUCCACGUCCAAAUCUUCCUAAAAAUGGUAAAGACUACUUACUACACUUUCAGAAGUACCCACUUUCGAUAUUACAUCACGCAUGAGAUAAGACCGAGAUGAAGUUGAAACAUGUUGACUUUUUUGCGACGGCGCCAAAUGGAGCGAAUCUGCAUAGCGAUGGCUGAUAUUUUGCGCACUCGCAGUUGUGUAAUUUAACUUUUUCCAUCGUGCCGUGUAACUGCGCAUUGCGUGGACGAGCAU
Amoebophrya sp. A25 is the source of this 1355-nucleotide messenger RNA. Lineage: Eukaryota; Dinophyceae; Syndiniales; Amoebophryaceae. The record is from the annotation of a GenBank genome assembly.